This is a messenger RNA of Somion occarium, 1303 nucleotides long. Lineage: Eukaryota; Fungi; Basidiomycota; Agaricomycetes; Polyporales; Cerrenaceae. The record is from the annotation of a GenBank genome assembly.
AUGGCCUUCAGCCCCCUUCGUUCGCUCAAGCCUUCGUACAAAUUGUGGUGCUGGUCGCCUCGAUUUGUUUUCAUUCAUCUCGUUUUCUAUCCAUACGCCAACGAUCCACACGACUUAACGUUUAACCUCUGUUUUCACGAUGCAUUUUUCCAUGGCUGUUGUUCUUGCUGUCAUCGCUACUUAUGCUCUACCUGCGUUCUCCGCUCCGCUCGAGUGUGUUCAAUCUUACCUCAUGUUCUUGAUGUCUCAUCUCGUAUUAGGUUUGAGGAGCGCGCACUGACAAGGAAUGGUGUUGUUCGCCGCCAGCCCAAGCUCUUGAAGGGUUUCAAAACUCCCAAGCGGCCUCUUCCCAAAACUCCCAAGCUGCUUCCCGAACCUCCUUCAGAGCCUCUUCCCAAGCCUCUUCCUAAACCUCCUUCCGAGCCUCUCCCUGAGCCAGUUUCCAAACCACAGGCUCUUCCCGAGCCGGAUCCCGAACCUCAGCCUCAGCCUUCCAAGCCGUCGGGACCAAGUCCUUGGGAGAAUAUUGCGAACGGCGCUCAAGCCGCCGGCAGCGUCGCCGGCAUAGUAACUUCUGGUAUCGACACAAAUAUAGCUCAGCAGCAGUUGGCAUUGCAACAGCAGGAGGCCUCUCAAAUGGCGGCACAAGCAAAUGCUACUGACGUUGCAGAAGCUACGGUAUCGUCCUCCGAUAUGCCUGGUACCGUGACGGCCUCAGCUGCGCCUGAUACGACGCCGACCUCAGUUGCGCCUGAAGCUUAUGCGCAACCCAGCCAACCCGUGGCACUUCAGUCUCAGGCAGGUAUGGUUUCUGCAGUAUCGCGUCGUAAAAUGGAGGCUCGUGGAUUCGGAGGUCUCAGACUUCCAUCGCUCUCAAGUUUCAGAGAGAUAGCCAAUACUGCUGAGUCCAUGGGAAAUGUUGUCACUUUGUCCACUGGCGCAGAGCAACAGCAAUACCAAGUCAAUCCCCAGGAGCAACAGCAACAAGUUAGUAGCCAAUUCGCGACACUUCAAGCCGCUCAGCCUACGCAGCCCGCCAGUAAGAACGUCCAGCAACAACAGGCCAUCCAACAACAACAGGCCCUGCAGCAGCUGCGGAUUGGAACCACAGCUUUUGCAUCUGGAUGAUUAGUGUAUCCGCUCGUAGUGGUUGUUUGUCGUGUAAUGUAAAGAGGAAAUAUCAAGGCUUCGGGUGCGGGAGUUUAUCUUUCACCGUUGUGAUCGUGUAUAAGAUAAACCUGCAGAGGUCUCAGUUCGAAUUAUCGUCUCCAUCGAAGAGAUGGCCAUUCAGACUUGACCGUCG